This is a messenger RNA of Closterium sp. Naga37s-1, 1821 nucleotides long. The record is from the annotation of a GenBank genome assembly. NCBI's taxonomy places the organism in Eukaryota, Viridiplantae, Streptophyta, Zygnematophyceae, Desmidiales, Closteriaceae.
AUGGUCGACGGUCGGGAUCAUGCUGGGGCUACGAAUAAUAGAGAUAAGGGCGAGGCGUCUGUUGACGUGUUCCAGGUCCACGUGUACGCGUCUCAUUCGUCCACGCUCGUCGCGCUCCGGUCGCACAUCGCCGCGCUGGACGAGCAUUCGGCGCCGCCCAUCGCGGCGGAAUUCCUGGAAGAACUGCGACGCGUGAAGAAGCAUCUGAACCGCAACUCGUCAUCCUCCCCAUCCUCCCCUUCCUCCUCUUCCCCUACCUCCUCUCCUUCCUCCUCUUCCCCAUCUCCCUCCUCCUCCUCCCUCUCGUCCUCUGAGGAUCAGACCGCCGCACCUUCCCUUCCUCCUCCCCUCGCUGCGCUCCUCCCCAAGGCCCUCUCCGCUAAAAGCGCAUCCGUUAAAGGCACAUUCGCGCAAGCCUUCAACGCCGUGGGUUACGUGCGCAACGCCCUCAUUUCCUCGCACCUUCCUUUCGAGCCCGGGCGAGCUGACUCGAGGAAGAAUUCGUUUACGACGCGAUUCGCUACAGUCACAUUCACUAAGGAGGAAACGGCCGCCCUUCUGGCCGCAGCGGAGUCGCACGGAUGCUCCCUGUUCUCCCUGGAGUGCGCAGCAGGGCUCAAAGCUGCCGCCCGGAUGAAGCAGCUGGGCGGCAGAACUGAAGUGUUCAGCCUGGGAAGUGCCAUUGGUUGCCGCACCAUUCUCGACCCGCCCCUUCCCCAAACCGCCUUGGGCGAGUACAUGUCCAUGCUGCCUCUCAAGCAGGAGGUUUCCGAGAAGCUGCCCUUCUGGGACGUUGCCACGUCAAUCAGCGCCCAUGCUGAGUCAGCACUGCAGCGGCAGCAGCAGUUCACAGACAUGCCGGUUCUCGAGCUGCUCUUUUCCACGGCCAUGAAGAUGCCGAGCCUCUCCCCGGACCACUCCCUCCGAACCUGCUUCAUCACAGCCGGCAUGCUCGCACCCCUCAAGGUCAACUGGCAGCUAUCCAAACCAGAUGCCGAAGCUGGUGUGGAGGCUCGGGCCGAGGCAACUCAUUUGACAGGCAUGGGGUCGGAGCCGUUACAACUGGAGCAGGUGCUAGGCCCUGUCGUGUCUGCCCAUGGGGUCGGCCCUGCCAUUGCCAUUCCGGAUACCCUCUCGGUAAGUGAAGCGCAUUCAUUCAGUAACUCAACACACAUGGGAUCGGAGCAGGUACAACUGGAGCAGGUGCUCGGCCCUGUCGUGUCUGCCCAUGGGGUCGGCCCUGCCAUUGCCAUUCCAGUGCCUCGAGACUCAACCUGGAGUCCUGGGGGUGCCUGGGUGACUGGCAAAGGGAGAAGCACCCCCUACCCCUGCAGCUACAGUUGUGCAGUGCGCUCUAAAUUCAACCAGGAGUCCUGGGGGUUCCUGGGUGACUGGCAUAGGGAGAUGGACCCCCUACCCCUGCUGCUACAGCACCUGGAUGGUUCGGGUAACCCUGGUAGUUGGGUGGUCUUGUGUAUGAUGAAGGGUGAGGGUACCCGGGUGAUUGAUAUGAUUGAUGGUGUUGUGGAUGAUAAGGUGGGUGUUGCGAGGGAUGGGGCAUGUGGGAGGGGUAAUGAGGCCUCGAGGAGGGGUGGGAGGGCGUGGAGGGGUGGUGAUGGUGGUGGGUUGGGGGCGUGUAGGCAUGAGGACGCAUGGAUGGGGAUGGAGGGUGAGGGGAAUAAGGUCCCCAUGGGGAGGGAGAAUUGGAGUUUAGGUGAGUUGGGGUGGAAGGGUGAGGUGUGUAGGAGGGAUAGGAGGAGUGAGGAGGGUGAGAGGGGUGAGACGGUUGAGAGUGGUAAGAGGGAGUGCGUGGGGAGUUAA